CUACAAUGUGGGCCAGCGCCAUCUCAGAAGACGGAGCGAAAGAUGAUUUUGGCGGGAAGCUCAUUCAUUUAGGCUUGUAAUAUCUUAAAUUUCAGCUUUCCUUCGCCUCUGCUCACUGCCCUCCCGGUCGCGCCUGUGCGGCUGUGCGGCUGUGUCGUCUAUUUGGGCUGCAAAAUUUUGACCUUCACUCGGCCAUCGCCAAAAACAAAGCGCCGGAAACUAUCUCCCUUACUCGACCACCUCCUCCUACCUCUGCUCUAAUAAUCAGCGCCGUUGAUUCUGUGUCCUCGGCUAUUUUUGGAUCUGUUAUUUUGCCCUCCCCUCUCUCCCCUCUCUCCUCUCUCUCUCCUCUCUCUCUCUCCUCUGUCUCCUCUCUCUCCUCUCUCUCCUCUCUCUCCUCCCCCCCAACCCCACCCCUCGGAGUCCCUCCCUCUCUUGUCAAGAGAUCAACGAUUGUUGGUGGGCAGGGCUCUUUUUUCCUUCCCCGUGGUUGUCACAGCCAUCAUGGAAUCUGCAGGCGGCGCUGCUAAUCCGACCACAAUGGACGUUCAUGCCGCUGAUCCGGAUCCUGAUACGGCGGCGACCGUUGUGUCUGGCUCUGUUCCUCGCCAGCCGCAUAGUAAAGUCCAGAAGAUUGAGUCGCGGCGGGAGGAUGCGGCGGUCGGGAUCCCUCCGGACUGUCCUGGAGCCGCUGUCCCUGCUGUGGCUAAUGGCUGUGGCAAUGAUGCCAACAACGGCGCGCAGCCCGACGAGGACACUGGUGUCCUCAGAGUCGAGUUCAUAUCGGACAAGGCAGUGCUCCCCAAAAGGUUCAAGAACUCGUCUGGUUAUGACCUGUACACGCCCUAUUCAUACGUAAUUCCACCAGGCGGAAGGUGUGAGGUGAAGACUGGCAUCAAAGUUGCGGUUCCCAAAGGAACCUACGGCCACGUGGUUGGCCGGUCGAGACUGGCUUACAAGCACUUCAUUACUCCAUUUGAGGGCGUCAUCGAUGCCAACUUCAGAGGUGAAGUCAUUGUCCUUCUUUUCAGUCAUUCCAAGAAGGAGUACAAAAUAAAUGCAGGGGAUCGAGUGGCGCAACUUGUUCUGGAAAGAAUCGCCACGCCCGAAGUGAAACGAGUGGACAAGCUGAAUGACACAGAGAGAGGUGCCGACGGAUUCGGCUCAACUGGUCGGUGACCACGACGCGCUCCUUAUCGCCUGUGCUAAUCUUACACGCAAUUAAACAAGUGCUUCUAGUGGUUCAUUCCACGAAGGAAGGGGAUAACACCAGCCUGCACUGAGUGAGCGAUUCACCAGUGAAAGGAAAGUGCUUCAGGCCGUAGAAGUAAGUCCAUGCAGUUCAGGCAAUGCAUGCACACAGUGUCACUUCUUGUCGGCUGUGUAUAUCCAAUGUGGAGAUUCUGAGCUGUGUCGAAGCAGAAUACCGAUGGAUGCUCUGCCCAAAAUAGGUUGAUCCCCGCAAGUCACCAGCAGCUUUCACUUAACAGGGCACUGCAGGCAACCAGCAUUGACGCCUCACUCACUCGUGAAAUUCAUCGUUGAGUGCUUGCUAGCUACAUGUACAAUACACACAGACUGGUUGCUGGUUACCUCCAUGAUCAUACAUUCAAACUCGCUGCAGUCGAAGGCUUCUUUCCGGAAUCUCAGAGACAGAGGAAGAUAUGUGUGUGUGUG
Messenger RNA from Chara braunii, 1677 nucleotides. The record is from the annotation of a GenBank genome assembly. Lineage: Eukaryota; Viridiplantae; Streptophyta; Charophyceae; Charales; Characeae.